Trematomus bernacchii (emerald rockcod) is the source of this 1948-nucleotide messenger RNA. Its product is annotated as translation machinery-associated protein 16-like. The transcript has a single exon. The record is from RefSeq and is a predicted model, not a curated record. Bases 414 to 971 code for a protein of 185 amino acids. Gene Ontology annotation, cellular component: nucleus. Lineage: Eukaryota; Metazoa; Chordata; Actinopteri; Perciformes; Nototheniidae.
GUGUAAUAUAUAACUUUUUUUUAAAGUAAUAUGUAAUAUGUAAUAUAUUACUUUUUUUUAGUAACAACCCCAUCUCUGGUCAAGAACGUUUAAUGAGGAGGCUAAACCUUACAGGACAAAGGACUAACAUUCUCUUAAAGACAAUGAAUCAAGAAAAGAUUGUGUCUAGUCAUCAUAUCUCAGGUUUGGAAAUAUCGAGUCUGGACAAAGACAAUUUCCUUAAACUAUCUGAUGUUUUCACACAUAAGACCAUGCCUGUUAACACAAUAUUCCUGUACAAGAAGAUCUUGAAAAAUGGCCUUACUUAAAGGAUAUCAAAAUUCACUGGUAUUGACCUACUCAUCGGGACAAAUUCUCCUAAGGUAUUGGAACCUUGGGAGCUGGUCAAUAGCCAAGGAGAAGGACCGUAUUCUAUGAAGACCCUACUGGGGUGGGUCUUCUAUGGUCCCCUAAGAGGAAGCAACGACAGCAGAGAUUCUAACAGCAGCACCCAGACGUGUUUUCAAACAGACAAAAUGCUGAAGGCUCCGGAGAAGGUUUGUCACCCGUACAGCCGGAAAGCCACUUACGUGGCACGAGAAGAGAUCAGACUGAAAAAGGAAGAGAGACAGAAUAAAGACAAAGCAACACGUAGGAGCUGUAUCGGUGAGAAGCUGUUGUGGUUUCAGGAACAUUUGGAUCAAGAAAAGACGGCGUUCACCAAAAAGGAUGCCUGUGACAUCGUUGAUAGGUUUGAACCUGAACUUGAGCAGAUUGAGCUGAUUAACGGCAUCAAAGGUCGACAGGGUCGUCUCCAUGGUGUCAGGGAAGCUGUCGUCAAACAGACCAUGGAGCGAGAGCACCAGCAGUAUGAGGUCGGGUUUGAGAUCCCAGAAAUCAUAAAUGCAAUAAAUCUGGAAACGUUCACGGAGUGGACUGGUGACCUGAAGAAACCUCCGAAUAACGAAGAUAUGUCUGCUCCAGGAAGCUGAGACAUAAGUACCACAAAGACUGGUUACCCUUAAAAUAAGGGAGAAGAAAACUGAAUAAUCAUUAGGAAUUAAAUACCAACACAUAGAACACACCAUUUUUAUUUUUCAUAGCUCCUUUAUUAUUUAUUGGUAAUUGUUUUUUUUGUUUCAUACUAAAGCCAAUUAGGGGCCGGUGUGUAGGAGCCAUUUUAUGGGUGUUGUUGGUGUCUCAGUUUACAUUAUUUUGAACACUUGGUGGUGGGGUUUAGCUGCACCGGGUGUAUAAAAGGGGUGACGGGAAAGGACGAGGACAGUCAGCUGUCGGGGGUGGUGAAGCUUUUCAUUCAGGAUGGACGGGGGGAGGGGGGGGAUCCCUGCUCUUCGUGUGUCUCUCCUUUGGUUAAAUUGGAGAGUUUGCUGAGGAGAAGGAUCAUUUCUCCAUUCUUAUCUCUAAGUCGCUGGUUUUCUUUUUUUAAGUCAACCAGAACUGUAUCCGGAGUUGGCAUUCCCGUAACGGUAUGAUCCGAAGCCACCAUUGGUGGUUCUUUUUUAUUUUUGGCAGCCUCGGCCAUAGUGCCCUCUGGGAAGAGCUGCUUCAGAGCAGCCAGAGCAGCGUAGGCCUUCACCACCUUCUUAAUGAACCCGAUGCCCUGGAACGAAGCGUGCAUCGUAGCUUCCUCCCAUCUCAAAGAUUAGAUUAUACUUCAGGCUACCGCGCUUCGGUUUUACUCCCACAGAAAGGGUUGGACAACACGGGGCGUGACCACUCAGCUUUAGUUUAGGAUUUAUGUUUAUUUCAUGUGCUCUCCUCCAUUCAAAGUUAGCACAUGGUAUCGUAAGUUAGCUUUUCUUCUCACAAAUCCAUUCUAAGUUAGAUUCAAAGUUAACUUCCUCCAUACAAAGUUAGAUUAUCAACCUAAGAGAAAACGCAUAAUACACAAAUUACAUAAAGCAUACACCACAAAAGUCUGUCACCAUAAACACAUAUGUAAUCCAAA